GUCGCGGUCCGUAGCACCUGUCGAUCUCCGCCGCGAUGAAUUCAGACGCGGUGUUGUUGCUGGAGACUGUUCACUUCGCCGCGGAGAAACACCGGCAGCAGAGGCGGAAAGACGCGGAGCAGACGCCGUACAUUAACCACCCCGUAGGAGUAGCAAGAAUCCUCAGCCAUGAAGGAGGCAUCACAGAUAUCGAAGUUUUGCAAGCCGCUCUGCUUCACGACACGGUGGAGGACACAGACACCACCCCCGCAGAGCUUGAAGCAAAGUUUGGACCGAUUGUGGCUCGUAUCGUUCAGGAGGUGACGGACGAUAAAAGCCUACCCAAACAGGAGAGGAAGCGCCAGCAGGUGGAGCACGCGCCUCACUGCAGUCACCAAGCCAAACUGGUCAAACUGGCUGACAAACUGUACAACCUGAGAGACCUGAACCGCUGCACACCUGUUGGUUGGACGGCGGAGCGGGUCCAGGAGUAUUUCGUUUGGGCCCGUGAGGUGGUGAAAGGACUCAGAGGAACCAGCUCAGCUCUGGAGGAGAAACUGGACGAGCUGUUCAGACAAAGAGGAGUCCAGCUUUGACAACACAGUCGCAACAGAACAGAUUAUUCAAAUGACAAAUAAAAUACAUUUUCAUUUGUAAAUUAUACAAUUAAAGCACUUUUCAUAUAUGA
This is a messenger RNA of Larimichthys crocea (large yellow croaker), 667 nucleotides long. It is a transcript of the gene hddc3, whose product is annotated as HD domain containing 3. Gene Ontology annotation, molecular function: guanosine-3',5'-bis(diphosphate) 3'-diphosphatase activity. The record is from RefSeq and is a predicted model, not a curated record. The transcript is spliced from 4 exons. The coding region runs from base 36 to 575 and encodes 179 amino acids. Lineage: Eukaryota; Metazoa; Chordata; Actinopteri; Sciaenidae.